Messenger RNA from Ceutorhynchus assimilis (cabbage seed weevil), 4106 nucleotides. The record is from the annotation of a GenBank genome assembly. NCBI's taxonomy places the organism in Eukaryota, Metazoa, Arthropoda, Insecta, Coleoptera, Curculionidae.
AGAAGACGUACUCAUGCCGGCUCGGCUUUUUCAAUCGUUUGGCUUGGCUUCAUUCUUCAUUUAAAAAUCUAUCAUCCAAUCCUUCCUAGAAAUAGGAAUAAAAUAGUUAUUAUAAAAUUUUGAUAAUUUCUGUAUGAAUAUUUCGUAUUUCUGUGUCUUGUAGACUUGUGAUUAAUUUGGUACUUGUCCCUUGUCUCAGUUUCGUCGUCCUUUGUCCGAUUUUUGAAGAGUGCAGUGCAAGCAGAAACAUGGGGGAUGCAAAAUCCUUUUUGCAUCAGUAUUGCCAGAAAACUAAAGUUGAGCCCGUCUUUGAAGUCAGACCCACAGGUCCAAAACACCGUCAAAGAUUCCUCUGCGAAGUUAGAAUAAAUGGACACAGUUACGUGGGCGCUGGCAAUUCGACCAACAAGAAAGAUGCCCAAAGCAAUGCUGCAAGAGAUUUCCUCAAUUAUUUAAUGAGGCAGGGCCUGAUAGCCAAAAGCGACCUAUCUUUCGACUUGGAUGCGGCCCCUACACUUGUUGGAGGAAAUGAAGGCCAGCAACCACCACAGCAGGAAAACUUCCCCGAAAAACCCCAACAUCAAGUAUUCGAACAGGGCAUGGGUCCCUCCAACUUUGGAGAAGCCUACAGGCCAAGUGGGGCGGAAAAAGAUAAUUGGCAUUACAUGGACCGAGCUCAGGAGCAAAAACGAAUGGAAGAAGCCGAGGAUUUGGAUGUCAACGCUGGCAUACACGGAAAUUGGACAGUGGAGAAUGCCAAAUCUAAACUACAUCAGUUUAUGCAGAGUAAUAAAAUCAAUGCUGAUUAUAAGUAUACUCAAGUUGGACCUGAUCACGCUAGAACUUUUGUGGCAGAAAUAAGUUUCUAUGUGAAACAACUCAAUCGUACUGUUCACGGCCGAGAUGGUGGUUCAAACAAGCAGACUGCAAGUAAAAGUUGCGCUUUGUCAAUGGUCAGACAACUUUUUCAUCUUGGAGUUAUCGAAGCGUUUUCAGGUACAUUGAAGAAACAGAAAAACGCCGCAGAAAUGGCACCGUUCAAAGUGGCAAUAGCUCCUCAAUUGCAGAAACAAGUCCAAGACGUCUUGGAUGAACUAAACGUGCAUCCCAUUGUGACAAAAACAGAAAACAAAGAUCCUGUAUCUUUAUUGUCGACUCACGUUUUGGACGAUUUUCAUCCAGCUCCAGUAACACAAGCUGGAGUUGUGCCAUGGUCUCCACCACAACAAAACUGGAAUCCGUGGACAGGUUGUAAUAUCGAUGAAGGUUUUCUAGCGACAGCUACAAUGGACCAAAUAAGCGAACACAUGCUUGAAGAAGCCAAACUGAAACAAAGCAGUGACAGUAAGUGGCAAGAAAACCUCGAAAAAAGACAAACUCUACCGGUAUUCAAAUCAAAAGCCUCUAUUAUGGAAGCCAUCAACGAAAACCCAGUAAUUAUUAUUAGAGGCAACACUGGUUGCGGUAAAACCACUCAAAUCUGCCAAUUCAUUUUGGAAGAUUACAUUAUGUCGGGGCAAGGUGCUUGGUGUAGCAUUGUGGUAACUCAACCGCGUCGUAUUUCGGCUGUUUCAGUAUCAGAGCGAGUUGCUAGUGAAAGGGCUGAAGAAAUGGGACAAGCUGUUGGAUAUUCAGUAAGAUUCGAAUCAGCUUUACCUCGCCCAUAUGGCUCAGUAUUAUUCUGCACAGUUGGUGUACUUUUAAAAAAAUUAGAAAACGGCUUAAGAGGCGUGAGUCACGUUAUUGUAGACGAAAUUCACGAGCGUGACGUAAACAGCGACUUUAUAAUGGUAGUUUUACGUGACAUGGUUCACACCUACCCCGACCUGAGAGUUAUUUUAAUGAGCGCCACCAUAGACACCACAUUAUUCUCCAAAUACUUCAAUAAUUGUCCAGUAAUUGAAAUUGAAGGAAGAGCUUUCCCUGUCAAACAAUAUUUCUUGGAGGAUUGCAUCGAAAUGACUAAAUUUGUACCUCCGGUUGAUUUGAAAAGGAAAAAUAGAAGCGGCAAAAAGGAUGACGAAGGAGACGAAGAUACUGUGGCCGACGAUUCUGAUGAGAAUUUGAAUGCCGUUAUUAGCGGGCAAUAUUCAGUACAGACUAAGAAUGCAAUGGCCCGAGUAAGCGAGAAGGAGAUUAGUUUUGAGUUGAUGGAAGCUUUGUUGACUCAUAUCAAGAGCUUGAAUACUCCAGGAGCAGUUUUAGUGUUCUUGCCUGGCUGGAACCUUAUCUUUGCCAUGAUGAAACAUUUACAAAACCAUCCCGUUUAUGGUGGAUCUCAAUAUUGCAUUCUACCUCUGCAUUCGCAAAUCCCCAGAGACGAUCAACGCAAGGUAUUCUUGCCAGUUCCGCCCCAUGUAACGAAAGUAAUUUUAGCUACAAACAUUGCCGAAACUUCAAUUACAAUCGACGAUGUAGUCUUUGUUAUAGACAGUUGCAAAGCUAAAAUCAAAAUGUUUACGUCUCACAACAAUAUGACUAGCUACGCUACUGUUUGGGCUUCCAGAACCAAUUUGGAGCAAAGGAAAGGACGUGCUGGCAGAGUUAGGCCUGGAAUUUGCUUUCAUUUAUGCUCCAGAGCCAGAUUUGAAAAAUUAGAUGAACAUAUGACUCCAGAAAUGUUCAGGACUCCACUGCACGAGCUCGCGCUUAGCAUUAAAUUAUUAAGACUUGGUGGAAUUGGACUUUUCUUGUCUAAAGCCAUCGAACCUCCGCCAUUGGAUGCUGUCAUUGAAGCUGAAGUUCUUUUACGAGAAAUGAAAUGUCUGGACCAAAAUGAUGAACUAACCCCGUUGGGACGUAUUAUAGCUAAGCUCCCAAUCGAACCUAGGCUGGGAAAAAUGAUGAUUUUGGGAUGUAUUUUUAUGUGCGGAGGUCCUUUGGCUACUAUGGCUGCUAAUUCGUCUACGUUUCCCGAAAUUUUUUCUAUGGAUAUGGGUCAGAGAAGAUUGGCCGGACAUCAGAGAGCCUUGGCUGGAGAUAGGCACUCAGAUCAUGUCGCUAUGCUGACUGCGUUUGAGCUUUGGGAUCAAUCUAGGCAAGGAGGCGAAGAAGCAGAACUUCGUUUUUGUGACUACAAAGGCAUCAGUUUGCCAACGAUGCGCACCACUUGGGAAGCCAAGCAUCAGUUGCAACAAAUUCUCAAUAAUUGCGGUUUUCCUGAAGAAACAAUGAUGCCGUUGCCCAUGGAAACUGUUGGGCCAGAUCCAAGAUUAGACGUUAUCAUGGCGUUUAUGUCUUACGGUCUCUAUCCGAAUGUUUGUUAUCAUAAGGAAAAAAGAAAGGUUUUGACGACAGAAAGUAAAGCAGCCCUGAUACAUAAAACGUCGGUGAACUGCAGUAAUUUUGAACAAAACUUCCCUUAUCCGUUCUUUGUUUUCGGAGAGAAAAUUCGUACCAGGGCUGUGUCAUGUAAGCAAAUGUCCAUGGUUUCGCCUAUACAUCUUUUACUGUUUGGAUCGAGAAAGGUUGAUUGGAUUGAUGGAGUAGUUCGAUUAGACAACUGGAUUAAUUUAGACAUGGAUCCACAAGUUGCUGCUGAAAUAGUAGCUCUAAGGCCUGCAUUGGAAAGUCUAGUGAUCAGAACAUCAAAGGAACCAGAGCAGAUUAUGGAUAUGAGUGAAACUGACAAAAAGGUUGUUACAUGCAUAAAAGAACUAUGCAAACUUCACGCUGGUAGUUUUGGAAUUGAACGAGAAAAAGCAAGCUCUAUGAAUAUGGGCAUGGGCAAAAGACCACCAAGAGGACACAGUUUGGGCGGUUAUUCCGGUCCUCCUCCGAAAAUGUUCCGUGGUAAUAGCAGAGGCGGUGGUUAUGGAGGCCGAGGAGGCGGUGGUGGUGGAUACGGAGGUAGCGGAGGAUACAGAGGAGGCGGCGGUUAUGGAGGAGGUGGUGGAUAUGGAGGAGGCCGAGGAGGUUUCAGAGGUGGAUUCAGAGGGGGAUUUUAAUAAUUAAUACUGCUUCUCAUUAAUAUGUUUAAAUUAUUCAUAGGAAACCUUUUAAUUUUAAUUUUGUUUUUACUAGUUCAAAUAUUAGGCUGGUACAAUAGUUAAUUAUUGUGAUUUUAAGUUCAUGAAAUAAAGAAAAUGUAAGUAAUGCAUUAAGAU